Neodiprion fabricii is the source of this 4738-nucleotide messenger RNA. RefSeq names its product carbonic anhydrase 1-like. The transcript is spliced from 7 exons. The record is from RefSeq and is a predicted model, not a curated record. The coding region runs from base 3647 to 4558 and encodes 303 amino acids. Lineage: Eukaryota; Metazoa; Arthropoda; Insecta; Hymenoptera; Diprionidae. Gene Ontology annotation, cellular component: cytoplasm. Gene Ontology annotation, molecular function: zinc ion binding; carbonate dehydratase activity.
UAGGUACUAUUCCCCAAUAAUACGAUGUCAUCCGUCAGUGAUAAGAUCGAAAGCGAAUAUGCGGCAGGAAAUCUUAUCUCUAACGGACAAAUUUGCUGUCAGUGAGACCUCACGAGUACCGAUUGAUUUCUAACCAAGAAAAGGCUUUCGGCAUUGCGGAUCAUGCCAAAAAUUUUCGGGCCGCAAAACUCCUCGGUUACAAAUACUCGUUGAUGGUCAAUUUUCAUUUCACAGUAUAAACAUGUCUCGGUCGUACCUAUGAGCAGGACGCUGCCACACACGACCAAAAAUUCUGGUAGUGAAAUGUCAAACAUUUUGAUGAACCUGAGAGUACAGAAUGGGAUUUGGUUUAUCGCGGAACAUGGGGAACAGAAUUCGUCACGCCAAUUUCUUCGUUAUAUUGACACCAGCCUCCAGAUUACUUGGAAAUUUUAUUUCUCAUUCAUUUAUUUAUUUUUCACACGUGUACAAAAAUUCUUGAAAAUAUUUUUGUGUUAAAUCAAUUACUAUAGAGAGACAAAACAGUGGGAUUGACGCUGGCUUGUUCCGUGUGUACAAAAACAUCAAGCUGACAACUCCGUGCAUUGAACAAUCGAUAAAUUCGAGUUAGGCAACCGUGCAGAAUAGAUAGAAGUUAUCAUCCAGUACAGAUACCGACAAUCGAUUGAAAACCCAGUCCCUCGCAAUCAAACACGUGAGUUACGGUCACGAUUGCACGUGGAAAUGUUAUUCAAUUCGUAUAAGAAAAUAUUUCCAAUGAAGAGCGAAGAGUAGUCUACUUUUCUUAAUCGCGAAUUUCCUCACACUAAAUGAAUAUCACUUAUUUGCCUGGUAUGAUUAUUCUGGUACAUCAACGAAUUUUUCUGGCAAGAUUGUUUGCACCAAUUUGUUCUCGUCGUCGAUCGUUAACAUCAUACACACGCAGAAUUCAAGCGACUAGUCGUAUUUAUUCCCGAAAUGUCACUGGUCUAGUAUUCCUGAAAAGUACCUGAUAAAUUUCUAGCUAUCACGACUUUAAAAUGCAGUACAAGUUAAAUUACUGCUAUUACAUAAGAGCUCAAUUUUGUUAGCCACCACCCAUCAUCACUAAUGAUGAAAAAGAGGUAGCUGAAGGCGCUUUUUGCAAUCUUACGCCCUCUUCAUUACCCAAUAAUGUUACAUUACAUCAGUGACACCUGCAACCACGUAGAUUAUUGCGUCUUUUAGGUAAAGUAAAAUCUUGUUACUUUAUACAUAUAACCUUUAAAAUGUUCAAGUAUGUAACUUAUGAAACAAGGUAAUUUUGGUACAGAUGUAUGUGCAUAAAUGCCUUGACCUUCCAGCUAACUUGUUUUCAGUCCGAAACAAAAUGCAACUUCGAUUCUAUACGAAUUAUGUGACGCUCCAUCUCAUUUUGUUAUGUCAGCUGCAUCACCAGUCAUUGACAUACGGUUGCGAUAGAAUUGAACGCGCAUUUUGUUUGGGAACGAAAUCAAGUUAGCCGGAAGGUUAAGGCUUUUAUGCAUUUUACUGUACAGUAAUGUUCAUCAAUGUAUUCCCAAUGGCUCACUAUUUAUUUGGAAUAAAAACUGGAACGAGUUUCCGUGCUAUUUAAAUUUUAUGUGCCAAUGACUAGCGAGGCAAAUGACGGGAGAAACAAAUGAUACGUUGAUCAUAGACACGUGAAAUUUAUAUAUAAAGAAAACUCGUUUCAGGUUUGAUUCCAAAAAAAUAGUGAUUCAUUGGGAUUCUAUUGAUAAACAUUACUGUGCAGUACUACUACAUGAUCUUAAUUCAAGAUGAUGCGAAUUGACAGCAGACAAUGAAUAAGGCUUUAAAUAAAACGCAUGACAGAGGCAAAAAUGCGUCAGCAACGUAAUUCCAGAUUCAAAGCGAAAUACGAACAUCAAGAAAAGUAUUAUUUUAUCCAGCGGUAAUGAAAAUAAAUUUAUUCCUGUUAUAGUAUUAUAUAUGCACGGGAUCCUUAUAAACCCCACUGAAAAUCGUUUUUUUAUAGUGACAUUUUGCGCGUAAUAAUUUAUUCAUCGAAAUCUAAAAAUCACAUGAACUCUCGUACCAUAUAAUUGCACUUUCGUACAUUACAGAUACAAGCGUUUUGCACGGGGCUUUUACGAAAGUGUUUUAUGUGAUCGAUCAUUUGCGAGUAAAGCCGGGACGAUACUUCAUACCUAGGAUUUUCAACUACACCGCAUGCAACCUGCGAUUAAUGCUAAUUAAAAAUCUAUCAACGUCUCGCUAAUUAGUUGUGCAACGUGUGUUGAAUAUACUUGUUCGUAAUACUAUGUAAGUGAAUUAUUAUUGUAGCAUUCAAAGCGAAUUGAAAAGGCUGCAGUAGUUAUGUGCUGAUUUCGGUAAAUGAGGGAAAUGCAGAUUCAGUUGCAGGUUGUAUCUGUUUUCUAAGAAAAAUCAGUUUUUUUCUGUAGUAAUAUAAAACUGGUUUUUAUUUAUCGAUUCUUCACACCUGGUGAUGUUUAAACCGAAAUAAACAUUUAACUAUUCUCGACAAAAUAUUUUGGGUUUCGAAAGGUUUCUAUUUCAUCGCGGAUGACAAACAAAACGUCGAUGGGAAAUCAUUUUAACAGAAGUAUUUAUUCGAAAAAUGCCUGACUAGUUUCGAGUUUUAAAACUGUCACUAACUAAAAUUACAAAUAUUCUUAUUUCUUACCAACGAAACUUUUGUCAAUUUUUCUGUGUUCGUGCGAUCGACGUUGCUGUUACAAAGACUCCAAAACCAUUUUGCUUUGAAACAUUAAUUUAUUUAUUCCUACAUAAGCACAAUUCAUUCCUGUAGAUAAUCUGUGAAGUGAAACGAACGUCAGAAGGCCUGAAAUACGAACUUAAAACAUGUAUUUAUAUGUAUAAACAGUGACGUAGUUCAUACACCAGAAUUUGUUUAUGAAUGAGAUUACUAUUCAAGCCUCAUAAAUCCACUUGAGACAAAACCAGUUGUAAUAUCUAAUUCUGAGGGUAUCUAGUGUUCGCCAUUUAAUUAAUUCCCUGAUUGUUCAUUUUCUGAUAGGUAAUAAAUAAUGGUUCACUUAUCUCCUAUCAAAAUCACUUAACACGCAGCUAUACUUGACAGCAGUAGCGUAGCACCCGAGUUCUAGGUUCACGUACAUAUUACAUGACUAGUUUCACCGGAUUGUGAUUAAAUCCAUAAAAAACAACAAAAAAAAAAAUCCUUCACGGGACUACUUUCAAGCUGCAAGAAACUUCGUUUUCUUAAACGAUAUACGCAAAUGGGUGCAAUCGGGUUAGAAGCUGAAAUGUUUUCAUAAUAUUCAUUUGCAAAUGAAUAAUGCGAAUGACUAUUUAUUACGCUUAGCAUUAAGUGAAGAUUAUCAGGACAACACGUGAAAUAUUUGCGACCCGAUAACAAUCUGCAAUGAGAUAUCGAAGCGAAACUGCCGACGCAGCUGUCAACCUAUCGCGCACAUGGAUUACCAAAGAAUUUUCACAUAAAUAAUGAUCGACAAUCAGUUAAUAAAGGUGACUAUAAGUAUGAGUCGUCGUCACGUGCGGCAUCAGUCGCGAGAUUUUCAUUUGUAAUUCAGAUUGAUUCGAACGCAAAAGUGAGAGUGCUGAAACCACAUCGGUAACCACAUAAUUAACAGGUAAUCAAUAGCGCGAAAGAAAGUUCAUCACGAUGCCUGGAAAUCAGACUCGCGCUUUACGUCGUCGUUCCAUGCGACGCCAGGCUAGCCUUCGGAACAUCGCAAGCACCGAGUGUUGCAAAUUGUCUUGCCGAGCAGGCCUCCGUUCAUCUAAAGCCAUCAAAAAUGGAGCCAUGCAAUUAAAAAACGACGGAACGAUCUGCACACAUAUCAAAGGACCUACUGGUCAGUCUCCCGUUGAUUUGGCACCUACUGAAGUGGUACGUAACGAGGAGUUUCCACCACUUAAAAUGACAGGACACUGGACUCCACUUGGAAGCGCUUUCAUGUACAACACGGGAAACACAGCCGAGAUUAGGAUGAGCCUCGACCGACCGCCUGCCAUUUUGUCCGGAGGACCUCUGAAGGACGAGUACGAAUUCGCACAGUUGCACUUUCACUGGGGAGCCAGUAACUGUCAUGGUGCUGAACACUCUCUCAACGGAAAAUUGUUCUCGAUGGAAGCACACGCGGUGCAUUUCAACAAAAGAUAUGAGACUUUUGAAAACUGCUUGGACAAGCGUGACGGUGUUGUUGUUGUUGGCUACUUUCUGCAAGUUGUAGGCGAUGACAGAACUGAGGAUCAUCCCCAAUUCGCAAAAGUUACGGACCACCUCCAUCACGUAGUAGAGCCUAACACGAAGGCAGAACUUCCGCAUGACGCUUUAGCCUGGAUGAAGAAGGGUCGGUGUCUCUGUAGUGGGUACUACACGUAUCACGGCUCUCUGACCACACCACCCUACAACGAAUGUGUAACGUGGAUCCUGUUCCCGGACCCAAUAAGGAUCACGAAAAGACAGGCCGAGCUUUUCCGCAACAUGAAGUCCCACUCGGGAGGCUGCAUUACCGCCAACUUCCGCCCUGUUCAAGGCCUAAACGGAAGGGAAAUAUUUUUUGGAAGUUAAUCCUCGAAGCACGAUGUUCAUUUACAUUUAAAACCUUUGUAUUUAUUUAUGACUAGCAAAUAGCCAUAUAUGUAUCCUCAGUAUUCUACCAAGUAGAGUUUACCGCAGUUUUUCUAUACUAUGUAUAAGCUAUAAUUAUGAAUUAUUUUAAGUUAUACCUGUUAUCGAGGGAAUGAAGUA